Molecule: messenger RNA, 1106 nt
Organism: Limanda limanda (common dab)
Lineage: Eukaryota; Metazoa; Chordata; Actinopteri; Pleuronectiformes; Pleuronectidae
Exons: 11
Coding region: 1-1074 (357 amino acids)
Biological process (GO): cell division; mitotic sister chromatid segregation
Cellular component (GO): MIS12/MIND type complex
Source: RefSeq, a predicted model, not a curated record
AUGGCCGGAAGUAUGUGCUCGAUGGGCGCGGGCUGGGAGGAGAACUAUUUGAAAGAAAAAAUGGCGGAAAAACAUUUGUCAGCGGAACACGACGGCUUCGGGACUGUCGCCGGGAAUCAGACCGAGGUGUCCUCGUCCAAAAGAUGCUCCUCCACAAGCCCCGGCGCCUCCAGCCUCGCCCCCCCGCACAAAUCCCCCCGGACCGACCCCCCAUCGCCCACCACCACCCAGGAGCCACAUCCAGAAACAGACAAGAUGGAAAACACAGAAAACACAGGAAACCCAGAGGGGUCCUCGGGGGUCUCAGUCAGCCCGUCUGCACGCAGGAAGUCCUGGAGGAGAGCCACCCUGACCAGACGCUCUUUACCGUCCCUGCCCAACCCACAUCAGGUUUUGUGCAGGAGCAUAAGCACGUCUCUGUCACCUCAAGAGAGGCUGGAGAGAUUGAUGGAGGCUUCCAUGAGGCUGGCAGUUGAAAGAACUCAAAAUUCCCUCCAGUCUGUGCCGAGCAGCUCACUGGAGUGUUUUCAAAAACAAGUCGAGCACAUGCAGAAAGAGUGGGGUUAUCUGGCCAAAAGUCUACACAGUAAACCACAGGUUCAUCAGCUCCAUGCUAGUGCAGCCAGUUCGUGUGAUCCUGCCGUGCAGAGAGCCGUGGAAAAAGUCCAGAAAACCAUCAACAGGCUCCAGGCUGAGAGUGAAUCUUGGGAGGCACUGUUGAACAAACACCGGAGUAAAGCAGAGGAAGUGGAAAGGAAAGUGGAGCAGGGCCAGGAGAGAGGCAUAGCAUUAGACUCUUCAUGUAUGGACGAGUCCUCCCAGUUCCUUUUCAUACAGAACAAACCUGAUUACCACGGCCUCCUCUGUAGACAGCAGCCCAAGCUUCACACUAUAGCCGUGAUUAUGGACACUCAGUGUAAGAUGGUUAGAGACCUUUUGUCUGUGAAGGAGCAGUCCCAGUUACUCGUGAAGGAGACUAGUGGACGAUUGGCGGCAGAAGCAGGAUUCCAGGAUCUUUCACCUGACCCAUUUCGAAACCUUAUGGCAGCACCUGUAUCCUCUGCAACCACAUGAGCGCUCAGGCAGGACGGAAGAACAAACGCCAA